UGAAUUUUGUUGGCUGAUAUGUAUAUUUUAAUUGUUGGCUCACUACUACAAAUCCCUUAGUUUUUGGACGCUAUUUGCUUGAUGCUCGGUAUCAAGCGUUAGCCAAAAAAUUUAUUUCCGUGUUUUUUCGACGCUUUUAAGCGUCACCAUUGGAUCUCGACACAUAAAAGCGUCGAAAAAAAGACAAGUGAUUUGCACGUGACACAGUUCAUAUCCCGGGACUUGAAAAUUUCAGAAAAAAAAAAAAAAAAAAGCGGGCUAAAUUAAACCAAAAAAAAAAAAAGAAAGAAAAAAAGAAAACCGCCAUAUACGUAUACAGCAGACAGAAGAAAUAAAAUAAAAUAACAUAAAAUAAAAACCCUUUAGCUCCCCAAUCCCCAUUAUCGAAAUAAACAGUACAACGAUGGAAUUGAACCCUAACUCUUCUUUGCUUGCUCAUAAUCGCUCUCAUCUAAUCUCUUAAACCACUUAAAAUUGUUGAAUUUUCGUUUCUCUCUUCAAUAUUAUCUUUAAUUUUCGGUAAUCUCCUUGUUAUAGGCAUCAAUUUCGUAGGUUUUGGUGGAUAUAUCAUUCACUCGAAUUAAGUUGCUUAAUCUGAAUUUUUGUUUAUUCAUUGCAUGUAUGGGAAUUCUUCAUCAAACGACCGACGUAGAGAGGUGAAGAAUUUAUAUCACAGGUGACAGAGGAGGAGCUUAUCUAGAAAUUGUUCUAAUUGUGAUAGUUGCUGCACUUAGCGAGUUGGCCGAGGAGUUUCCAUCAUCUUACUAUGAAGGGAUGAAAAUAAUCAAAGACUUGGGAUUAGGAUAUGAAAAAAUCCAUGCAUGUCCAAAUGAUUGCAUGUUAUAUUGGGGGGAAUUUGCUGAUGAAAUUAAGUGUCAUAUUUGUCAUACAUCAAGGUGGAAAACUAUGAAAGGGAAGGAGGGUGACAAAAUUGAGAAAGGGAAUGAAUCAGUUAAGAAAGGUGAGCCAGCUAAAGUUAUGCGAUAUUUUCCUCUCAUACCUAGACUAAAGAGGCUUUACAUGUCUUCUAAAACAGCAGAGGAUAUGAGAUGGCAUUUUAACCGGGAGGAUGAUAAGAUCCUAAGGCACCCUGCAGAUGGUGUUGCUUGGAAAAAAUUUGAUGAAAAAUAUAAGGAAUUUUCUGCCGACCCUCGCAGUGUUAGAUUGGGAUUAGCUAGUGAUGGUUUUAAUCUAUAUCGUCUAAUGAAUACCAAUUACAAUACAUGGCCAGUGGUUUUGAUUCCUUACAAUCUUCCACCAUGGAUCUGCAUGAAGUCAGCAUCUUUCAUUUUGUCCUUGAUUAUUCCCGGUAAAUAUGGUCCUGGUAUUGAUAUUGAUGUAUACUUGCAACCAUUAAUACAUGACUUGAAAUUGUUGUGGAAAGGUGUAAAUGCUUUUGAUGCUUACACUGGAAAAUAUUUUAACAUGCGAGCGGCCUUACACUCCACAAUAAAUGACUUCCCAGCAUGUGCUAUGUUGUCGGGAUGGAGUACCAAAGGUUAUAAAGCUUGCCCUUCUUGUGCUGAUUCCACUUAUUCAUAUAGAUUUGGUGGUAAAAUUGUCUUCCCUGGACAUCGAAAAUGGUUACCAAUUGAUCAUCCUUAUCGUUCUGAAACUCAAUUAUUUGAUGGGAAAGAAGAGUACGGUUUUGCUCCAAUCCCUUUAAGUGGGACCGAUGUUUUGAAGCAGCUAGAAAAGGUUAAGUAUGUUUACGGAACUUUGAAAAAAGCUUCUAACAAAAGGAAAAAUAGAGGAACAACAGAUAUUGAUGAUGAUUAUCAAGCUGAUGUCGAUGAUGUUAUAUGGCGUAAGCAAAGUGCAUUUUUUGAAUUGGAAUAUUGGGAACAUAAUCUUCUUAGACAUAGUUUAGAUGUAAUGCACAUUGAGAAGAAUGUGUGUGAUAAUCUAUUAGGAACUCUAUUAGAUAUGGAUAAAAGUAGAGAUGAUCCAGAAGCUAGAAAGGCUCUUGAGAAGAAAAACAUUAAACCUCAUCUUUGGCUUCAAUCUCAUCCUAAUCGGGCUAAAAAAUAUAUGCCUCCAGCUGCAUACACCAUGUCUAAUGAAGAGAAGGAACGAUUUCUAAGAGUGUUAAAAAAACUUAAAGUUCCUGAUGGAUAUGGGUCUAAUUUACAAAGAUGUGUCAAUUUGAAGCAGCAAAAACUUAUUAAUUUGAAAAGCCAUGACAACCAUAUCCUUAUGCAAGAUAUCCUUCCAGUUGCUUUUUAAGAGCAUCAAAUGCCACAAAAGUUAUUGACUUGCUUGAGGAGUUGUCGUACUUUUUCAAGAAGAUAUGUUCACCCGCUAUUGACAUUGAAGAACUAGAUUCCAUUCAAAAAAAGCUUGUGUUAACUCUUUGUAGAAUGGAGAUAGAGUUUCUACCGACAUUUUUCACCAUCAUGGUUCAUUUGCUCAUUUAGGAGUCCAAGCUAGCUACUUACUGCUAGUUUAGAUUUAACAAGAGGUCUAAUUUAGCCUUUUCGACAUUUUGGCGAAACCUCGAGCAACCUUGCAAACUGUGACAUUUGAACUUGUCUUUUGCUUAGAAGUUCAAUUAUGGGGAUGGAAAUUUGUAAGUUAAAUAUGAAAACAAGUUGGAACACCAUGGCAUGAACAAUUUCAAGAAAACUCUCACAUUCACAACAAGAGUUAGAGAAGAUUAAUGAAGUAAAUAUAUAUUCAUUUUUUUGAGAAGUUUGUGUUAAUACUCGUGUUUGUUAUUAGUGUUCAUGCUCCAAUUUUUUUCGUAGAAGGAUAUGGUCUUCCA
Molecule: messenger RNA, 2764 nt
Organism: Chenopodium quinoa (quinoa)
Lineage: Eukaryota; Viridiplantae; Streptophyta; Magnoliopsida; Caryophyllales; Amaranthaceae
Exons: 3
Coding region: 775-2226 (483 amino acids)
Source: RefSeq, a predicted model, not a curated record